GGGACGGUCGGCAGGAUGGGCUUCCCGGGCAAGGACGGCCAAGAUGGCAAGGACGGGGAUAAAGGCGAGCACGGCGAUGAAGGUCCACAAGGCAGAAUGGGAAACCCUGGCAAGCCAGGACCGAAGGGGAAAGCGGGAGCCAUCGGCAAGGCUGGCCCCCGAGGGCCCAAGGGUUUAAAGGGCAAUCCUGGGAAAAACGGGGCACCGGGAAAGAAGGGGCCCAAAGGGAGCAAGGGCGAGGCCGGGAUGCCGGGGCCCUGCACCUGUAACGCCAACAGAGCCAAAUCUGCCUUCUCCGUGGCCGUCUCCAAGAGCUACCCAAGGGAAAGGCUGCCCAUCAAGUUCGACAGGAUCCUGAUGAACGAGGGAGGACAUUACAAUGCUUCCAGUGGAAAAUUUAUAUGCAGCAUCCCAGGUAUUUACUACUUCACUUACGACAUCACUUUGGCCAACAAACAUUUGGCCAUUGGCUUGGUCCACAAUGGGCAGUACCGGAUCAAGACUUUCGACGCCAACACCGGCAACCACGACGUGGCCUCCGGAUCAACCAUCCUUUCUCUGAAGCAGGAGGAUGAGGUCUGGCUGCAGAUCUUCUACUCGGAACAAAAUGGGCUCUUUUACGAUCCCUACUGGACAGACAGCCUAUUUACCGGCUUCCUGAUAUACCCCGAUCAAGAUUAUCUCAAUGAAAUAUAA
Molecule: messenger RNA, 696 nt
Organism: Opisthocomus hoazin
Lineage: Eukaryota; Metazoa; Chordata; Aves; Opisthocomiformes; Opisthocomidae
Gene: C1QTNF2
Product: C1q and TNF related 2
Molecular function (GO): protein binding
Source: RefSeq, a predicted model, not a curated record